This is a messenger RNA of Xiphophorus hellerii (green swordtail), 1503 nucleotides long. Its product is annotated as olfactory receptor 11A1-like. The transcript has a single exon. Gene Ontology annotation, cellular component: membrane. Gene Ontology annotation, biological process: G protein-coupled receptor signaling pathway; detection of chemical stimulus involved in sensory perception of smell. The coding region runs from base 26 to 946 and encodes 306 amino acids. Gene Ontology annotation, molecular function: olfactory receptor activity; G protein-coupled receptor activity; odorant binding. The record is from RefSeq and is a predicted model, not a curated record. Lineage: Eukaryota; Metazoa; Chordata; Actinopteri; Cyprinodontiformes; Poeciliidae.
UAUUCUAUAAACCAUAAGGAAAAUCAUGCUGAAUUCAACACAGGUUUCAUAUUUCACUCUUGCUGCUUACUUUGAUACCAAACAGUUUAAAUAUUUAUUUUUCAUGUUUGUUCUGUCUCUGUAUGUUCUGAUUAUCAGCUGUAACGUCCUGCUGAUCGUGUUGAUCUGUGUGAACCGGACCUUACAUGAACCCAUGUUCCUGUUCCUCUGCAGCCUGUUUGUGAACGAACUGUACGGCAGUUGUUGUUUGUUUCCCUUACUGCUGGUUCAGAUCCUCUCUGAUGUUCACAUCAUUUCUGCUCCUCUCUGCUUCAUGCAGAUCUUUUGUCUUUACACAUAUGUAAGCAUAGAGUUUUUAAAUCUAGCCGCGAUGUCUUAUGACCGAUACCUGGCCAUCUGUCAUCCUCUGAACUAUCAUUCUUUGAUGACCUUGAAGAAAGUUACAGUUUUUAUUACAGCAGCCUGGAUAACUGCCUACCUGGUAGUUUCUUGUACAACAUCUUUGAGCUUCUCUCUGCAGCUCUGUGGAAACGUCAUUAACAAAAUGUACUGUGACAACUACUCUAUAGUGAAACUGGCCUGCUCUGAUAUUACAGUCAAUAACAUUUAUGGCCUUUUUAUCGCUGCUCUCUGUGUUUUUGGUCCAUUAGGGAUAAUUCUCUACACAUACAUGAGGAUCCUGAAGGUUUGUUUUUCUGGAUCCAAACAGACCCGGCAGAAAGCGGUCAGCACCUGCACUCCUCACCUGGCCUCUCUCAUUAACUUCUCCUUUGGUAUUUGCUUUGAGGUGUUGCAGAGCAGGUUUAACAUGAGCACAGUUCCUAAUGUUAUCACAGUAUUAUUGUCAUUAUACUAUGUAACAUGUCAGCCAUUGUUCAGUCCUGUGAUGUACGGGCUGAAACUGUCUAAAAUACGCAGCAUGUGGAAACGUUUGUUUUGGAAAUAACUGAAAUAAAAAUGUUUUUAUUCAGCUGACACUUCAGAUCUGUGUCCAAUGUGAAUGGAGUACAGAUUCAUGCAUUCAUUUAAUUUGAUUGUUUAUGUACAUGUAUAUUUACAGAUUAAUCCCUUACCAAUGUUAAAAUGAAGAAUAAUUAUUUACCUCCACGUUACAUAACCUGGCUCUGCUAGACAGAUCCUUUUCUGGACUUUUGCUGGUCUGCUAUGCAUCAGAACCAGAACCAAACAUGGAGAAACAGCAUUCAGCUUCUGUGCUUCACAAAUCUGGAACAAACUUCCAAAAAACUGCAAAGCAGUCAAAACACUGAGUACUUUGAAAUCUAGACUAAAACACACCUGCUAAAGUUGCUAUCAAAACAAGAAAUGAACCAUUAAUCAACAUUUUGAUGUGUAAUGAUGGCAAAAUGUAAUACUUACUGGUUUCCUCAAUUGUUGACUGCAUGGAGUCUUCUAUUGCUUUGUAUUUUUGUGAUAUUAUGAUGUAAUGCACUUUGAACUGCCUUUUUGCUAAAAUUGGUAUAGAAAUAAACUUGAUUGAUUGAU